AUGCCCAUGCUUAUUGUCAACAUGGGUGCCGAGAUGAUUUACGUAUUGGCUCAGCGACUCAAAGCGCAGAACAUUCCUCGAGACAAGAGCUCGAAAGUGCUCGAGGAUAUUAUCAAAACUAUGCACAACGAAACUUUUAUGUCCGAGACCUUCAAACCACAUCGCAUGUAUUCAAAUGGAUCCACUCGACAGAUCUUUGAUCGCAUCGCACACUCAUCAAUUAUGCGUCUUAAUACAAACAGCAUGGAUAAGCUCUACGAUCUCAUGCGCAUGGGUUUCAAAUAUCAAGUGUUGUCUUGUUCCUCAGCUGACGAGUUACUUCAGCAAGUGGAUCAAACCAUUGAGCUCUUUUUAACUCAUUUUGGCAAUAUGAAACCUGCUGAUUUCUACGUGCUGAAACAACUUCUCUGUCGAUUUUUUCAAGACACACGAAUUAAAGUUUCCCUCUUCUUACAAAAUAACAUUCAAAGCACAGAUGGCACACUAGCUAUCCAUCAUAAAGGGUAUACAGCUUCGGGUGGUAAGGUUCCCGGUAUUAUUCGUUAUUUUGAUGCGCUUAAUCGUGUCGAGGAAGAAGAAACAUUUGCUAUAUCCAGUGCUGAGGGUUCCAUUGAGGCGCCAAAUGGCUCGGUGCUUGAACGCAAUCAGAUAAAUACUGAGCUCGGCUUCAACAUCAACAAGAUCUGCAGUUCUACUUCAUUAGGUGCAAAGCAAUCGGAGUCAAAGGUUCAUCAUAAAACUUUCAAAGCCACUGCAACGGAUGGUUUUAAUUUGCUCGCUGAUUUGGUGGGAACGUCGUCGAGUGAGGAAAAAGGUGACAAUAAAGCACUGCGUAUCAAUCUCUUUCCCGAUGACUCAAGUUACAGCGAAGAUGAGAAACGCGUGCCGACCAUUUGGAUUGACGCAGCCAGUGACCGCAAACACGCAACAGAUGCGAUCUUGCGAGAGUUCAAACUUGACGGAGAUGCCAAGCACGAUAGCAAACAAGACGAUGAUCUUCUUGACCUAAUGGACUCAACUAAUUAG
Plasmopara halstedii is the source of this 1026-nucleotide messenger RNA. RefSeq lists its product as uncharacterized. Gene Ontology annotation, biological process: transport. The coding region runs from base 1 to 1026 and encodes 341 amino acids. The record is from RefSeq and is a predicted model, not a curated record. NCBI's taxonomy places the organism in Eukaryota, Oomycota, Peronosporomycetes, Peronosporales, Peronosporaceae. Gene Ontology annotation, cellular component: plasma membrane; cytoplasm. The transcript is spliced from 5 exons.